This is a messenger RNA of Durio zibethinus, 1572 nucleotides long. RefSeq names its product septum-promoting GTP-binding protein 1-like. The record is from RefSeq and is a predicted model, not a curated record. Gene Ontology annotation, molecular function: GTP binding; GTPase activity. Lineage: Eukaryota; Viridiplantae; Streptophyta; Magnoliopsida; Malvales; Malvaceae.
UGUAUUUUUUGGUAAUGAUUAGGAUAAUCCAAGGUUAAUAAUAGAAAGAUAGAGGGGGAAAUUACAGCAAAUUUAUAAGAGGAAAGAACUGAAAUGUUACCAAAAUAACCCUAAUGUGAAUGCAACAGGAUGUGGACCCAAGCUGGCAAUUUGGACUAUGUCAAAAAUUAUUGUCCAGAAUAGCGGUCAACUUGUCCCGUUAAAGUAGUCACUUUCGUAGCUAAAAAGUCUCUUUGUAAGUUGUAACUGAAAGUUGAGCAUGUUCCAAAAAUAUCCAAAGGUUUUGGAAAUAUGAGAGCAAGUGUUUUUAGCCACGAUUUUUUUUUUUUCUUUCCAUGGCCAAAUAGACACAGCAAUUCUUGUUGAGGCCAUCCAGUGAGAGAUUAUGACCCACUUUUGCCCUAAAAUGGUUAAACUCAACCUUAGACGCAGAGUUCAUCGUCGCGUUUUGAUUCUGCGACGCUGCAUUCGUUGCUGUUGGGACAGACUUCUCAUGUGCUCCUUAGGGAAGCCUAUUAGGUAUCGAGUGUUAUCAAGUGCAGCCACCCCCGCCAUGCCUUCUCCGCCUCUUGCCACAAUCGACGGCACUUUUGCAGCAUCGAGGAACGUGACGCCGCCGGCCGCCUGUGAUCAUAACCACCAUGAUCAUAAGGACUCGGAUUUGGUUCCAUUGAAGAUCAGUCUCCUGGGUGAUCCUGAAACUGGAAAGACUAGUUUUCUGAUGAAAUAUAUUGGGGAUGAGAAAGAGGAACAGGAAGACACUCAAGAGAAAGGAUUGAAUUUGAAGGAUAAAACUUUUUUUGUCAGAGGAGCAAGAAUAUUUUACAGCAUCUGGGAAGUUGAUGGAGGUGACAAAUAUCAGGAUCAUAUUCCUCUGGCUUGCACAGACUCUGUAGCAAUUCUUUUCAUGUUUGAUCUAACAAGCCGGUGUACUCUAAACAAUGUCAUAAGCUGGUACAAAGAAGCCAGGAAAUGGAAUCAGACAGCUAUACCGAUAUUGAUAGGAACCAAAUUUGAUGAUUUCAUUCAACUUCCCAUAGAUUUGCAGUGGACAAUCGCUAGUCAGGCAAGAGCAUAUGCAAAAGCCCUGAAUGCGACGCUGUUCUUUUCAAGUGCUACAUACAACAUCAAUGUAAACAAGAUCUUCAAGUUCAUCACAGCAAAACUCUUUGACCUGCCUUGGACAGUUGAGCGCAAUCUUACAAUUGGAGAGCCCAUCAUUGAUUUCUAAGCUUCAUGUUGUACAUAGCCAAACUGCCUAAAUUCCAAUAGAUUAAGUCUCAGCCAACCGGUCACCAGAGUUGAUGUUUUCAUCGGUCUGGUGAUGAUUCGAGUUGUUUCACUGAGCAGUGGCGGAGAGCCUGUAUUUUCCAAGAUGAAUAACAUUUCAGUUGUUCAACAGUUUUUGAAAAAAAAAAGUGAAAAAGAUGAAAUGCUAUAUGAGCUUGCAUAUUUCUUUUCAGCUCAGCCACUUUUUACUGAUAGAUCAAAGCCUUCGCAUCCAUGAAACCUACAUGAAACAUGCUUAGCAUAAGCAUUUCUGAACAAAAAUGGUGUGCAAAAACUGGAAAG